AUGCCGGGGGUCCCAUCAGGUCGGGCCUGUGACGUCUGUCGCAAGCAAAAGAAAAAGUGCGACGAGAAACAACCCACAUGUGGGCGAUGUACUCGUCUGAAAAUAAGCUGUGUGGGGUCUGGUCAGCAACGAUACAAGUUCAAACAGCAACGAUUUUCGCCCAAUCUGCACCAAAGCCAACUUGUUAUGGUCCCCAGAUCUGGAACAACUAGAAAAGAAACCCCGUCGUUUGAAAUUCCCCGAGCAUGUCCUGGAAACGAUAUGACGUCACUGGCCCAUUCGUUUGUCGCGGCCAUCAAACGGACUGGGGAUCUCCGAUACAAUAUGUGGUGGUCUUUUGGGAUUUUUAUGGAGGAUAUACCUCGACGACUUGGGAGUAAUGCAGCCCUCGAUCGUGCAGUUGAUGCUGUGACUACUGCCCAUAAAGGAUUCUGCUCCCGCCAGCCAGCUGCGGUCGAGACAUUGGCCAAAUACUCUCACGCCCUCCGAACACUCAAAGUCUAUCUAGACGACCCGUAUCAAGCAAGCUCUUCGACCACACUAUGUGCAGUGAUGGUACUUUUGGUUUGCCAAACACUUGUCGGAAAUGAUCAAGUAAUAACAGGGCAUGCGCAAGGCGCCGCCAACAUACUACAUGCGCGUAAAAACUUCGGGCCGCGCGAUGACUUUGAGCGCAAACUGUUCCUCUCCCUACGAGGAUGCGUGCUAUUCGAGGGUCUAUAUAAUGACGCUAUUGACCUAAGUGCCGAGGAGUGGGAUGCCCUAGUCGCCAAUGACUAUGAUCAAGCUCUUCCCGAAGGCCGAAUUCUGCGAUGUUUAGCACGAGCACCAAGUAUAAUGAAACGUGGCAAACGAGCCAUACGCAACUACGAGGAUUUAACCCCUCUGACGGAAGAAAUUCGACCAAUAUAUGAGACAUGUAAAUCAAUAGUGGCCGAGUUGAAAGCGCGAACAAUCGAAUUUCAGACUUCCGAACUCAAUACCAUGCCGGAAAGCUUCAUGAGCCGGAUUCUGCGAGCACAUUAUCACCGUACCUAUGGGAUUGGUGUUGCGGUGACAUCUUUUUUCAAUUGCAUGCUUCAGGCACUGGACCCCAGUGACUACAGUUGCAUGAUGGAAGCUAGGGAUUUUGUCAAAGAAAUUCUCAUACAUGCCCAGGAGUCUAAUGUAUACAGGCCUGUCGGUGCAGGCUACGUACUUAUGUGUCUGUCAGUGGCUUGGGCCAUUACUGCAGAGCCUCAACUGCGGUCGAUGGUUGAAACUGCCUUGAUUGACUACCAUGGGGACUUCGCAUUCCACAAUGGUUUGAAUCUAUCCCGAGAUAUGGAAUGUGCGAGUGAGAGCUUAUGGCUGGGAUCAAGUUCUAGGCUUACAGCAGGGAAGUCCCAAUGGGGUCAUAGAAUGGUGUGA
Molecule: messenger RNA, 1410 nt
Organism: Penicillium paradoxum
Lineage: Eukaryota; Fungi; Ascomycota; Eurotiomycetes; Eurotiales; Aspergillaceae
Product: Zn(II)2Cys6 transcription factor domain-containing protein
Exons: 3
Coding region: 1-1410 (469 amino acids)
Biological process (GO): regulation of DNA-templated transcription
Molecular function (GO): DNA-binding transcription factor activity, RNA polymerase II-specific; zinc ion binding
Source: RefSeq, a predicted model, not a curated record